CCACCAUCUGUCAGCCGAUCAUCAUCAUCACUAAAUACCAGUUUUCCUUCUCUGUUUUGAAAUCCCUACGAAAUCAGAAACCGUUUUCUGAGGCUAAUCGCGUAGAUCGGUCAAUCUCGUCGUCACCCCCAUUAGUUUCUAUUUCCCGUUCUUCUUAUUUUCUUGGGAAAUUGUCCCUCUCCAGUUUUCCCUCUUCGCGCGACCGAGCGGAAACCCGUAUUUCGUUUUCCUCUGCUCGAGACGGUCGAUAUGGAGCAGAAGCAGUUUCUGUUGUCGGCGUUGGGCGUCGGCGUGGGAGUAGGUGUGGGGCUGGGGCUGGCGUCGCCGUCGAUGAGCAAAUGGGCCGGCGGGAACGCUUCCGCGGCGAACGUCGUGACGGGAGAUAAGUUGGAGCACGAACUGUUGAGACAAGUGAUUCAUGGAAGAGAAAGCGGCGUUACCUUUGCCGAGUUUCCUUACUACCUCAGUGACCAAACCCGAACAUUGCUGACUAGUGCUGCCUAUGUCCACUUGAAACAUGCCGAAGUUUCAAAGUACACGAGGAACCUUUCACCUGCUAGUCGAACUAUACUGCUCUCUGGCCCUGCAGAACUUUACCAGCAAAUGCUUGCCAAAGCUUUAGCCCACUACUUUGAUGCUAAACUGCUGAUGUUAGAUAUAACAGACUUUUCUCUCAAGAUUCAGAGCAAGUACGGCACAAGCAAGGAAGCCACUUCUUUUAUGAGAAAGUCAACUUCAAUGGAGCGGCUGUCUGGUUUCCUGGGAUCCUUGUCCAUACUGUCCCAGGAUAGGGAACCUUUGGAUGGUCUUCUUGUUGCAGGUUCUGGUACUCUACGUAGGCAACACAGUGGAGUAGACCUCUCAUCAGCAAGAGGGAUGGAAGGUUCCUCUAAUCUCCCCAAGCUACGAAGAAAUGCCUCUACCUCUAAUAUGAACAUGCUAGCCUCACAAUCUGCUUCUGCUAAUACAGCUCCUUUGAGGCGACAAAGCAGCUUAUCUUUCGACGAGAAGCUUCUCAUUCAGUCUCUCUACAAGGUCCUGGUCUACGUCUCCAAAACCAGUCCCAUUGUGCUCUACCUUAGGGACGUGGACAAGUUCUUGUCACGUUCCCAGAGAAUCUACAACCUGUUCAACAAAAUGCUGAAGAAGCUGUCUGGUUCGGUGCUGAUCCUCGGUUCUCGAAGCGUGGAUCUCGAGAGCGAGUACAGGGAGGUCGACGAGAGACUCACCAUUCUCUUCCCUUACAACAUCGAGAUCAAGCCGCCAGAAGAUGAGAACCAACACAUCAACUGGAAGUCCCAACUAGAGGAGGACAUGAAGAUGAUUCAAGUUCAGGACAACAGAAAUCACAUCAUGGAAGUUCUCUCGUCCAACGAUCUCGAUUGCGAUGAUUUGGAUACUAUCUGCAUGGCUGACACGAUGGUUCUUGGUAACUACAUUGAGGAGAUUGUUGUGUCAGCUAUUUCGUAUCAUUUGAUGAACAACAAGGAUCCUGAUUACAGGAAUGGAAAACUCAUCAUCUCAUCUAAGAGUCUGUCUCAUGGAUUGAGCAUAUUCCAAGAGGGCAAGUCUGUUGGCAGUAUCAAGUUAGAAGCUCAGGCUGCACUCCCAAAGGCUGACGCGGUAGUACCAGAAAAGAAAGCCGAUACAGGGACACCAGGAAAAGGAGCCAAACCAGAAAACACUGCUCCACCGCCACCAAAAGCUCCAGAGGUUGCACCAGACAACGAAUUCGAGAAGCGGAUAAGGCCGGAAGUGAUACCAGCAGACGAGAUCAACGUAACCUUCGCUGACAUCGGUGCUCUAGAAGAAACCAAGGAGUCACUGCAGGAGCUGGUGAUGCUUCCUCUGAGACGACCAGACUUAUUCAAGGGCGGACUCCUGAAGCCAUGCAGGGGAAUCCUGCUCUUUGGACCCCCUGGCACGGGCAAAACAAUGCUCGCCAAGGCCAUCGCUCGAGAAGCUGGAGCCAGUUUCAUUAACGUGUCGAUGUCUACAAUUACAUCGAAAUGGUUCGGUGAGGACGAGAAGAACGUCCGAGCACUGUUCUCGCUUGCAUCGAAGGUCUCGCCUACGAUCAUUUUCGUGGACGAGGUUGAUAGCAUGCUCGGGCAGAGAACCAGGGUUGGAGAGCAUGAGGCCAUGAGGAAGAUCAAGAAUGAGUUCAUGACUCACUGGGAUGGCUUGGCGACGAAGCAAGGUGAAAAGAUCCUUGUUCUUGCUGCGACGAAUCGUCCGUUCGAUCUCGAUGAGGCUAUCAUCCGGCGUUUCGAGCGCAGGAUCAUGGUGGGGCUUCCAUCUGUGGACAACCGGGAAAUGAUAAUGAAGACCCUGUUGUCGAAGGAGAAGGUUGACGAACGGCUGGAUUUCAAGGAGCUGGCUGUGCUAACUGAAGGCUACUCUGGGAGUGAUCUAAAGAAUUUGUGUACUACCGCUGCUUAUCGACCAGUUAGGGAGUUGAUACAGCAAGAGAGGAAAAGGGAUAUGCAUCAAUACUGCAUAUCUUAUUUUGGGUUGCAGGAGAAAAGGAAGAAAGCUGCAGAAGGACAAAAGAAUGCAGAGGAAGAUACAGAGUCCGCUGCAAAAGGAGAAAAGGAGGAGAGAGUGAUUACCCUUCGGCCGUUGAACAUGGAAGACUUCAGGCAGGCUAAGAACCAGGUUGCAGCAAGCUUUGCGUCAGAAGGAUCGAUAAUGGCGGAGUUAAAGCAGUGGAAUGACUUGUAUGGUGAAGGUGGCUCGAGGAAGAAGGAGCAGCUCUCCUACUUCUUGUAAUACUAAUGGUUUAUCCAUCCACUAACCAGAAAAGAACUAGGGGGUUAGUUCUGUGCAAGCCAAGAAUAUGGCUUUUUUAAAAUACUGUAAAACAUUAAGAGUUAAGACUAGUAUGUAUGUAUAUAGAUGAUGAAUGUAUUCAGGAAGAUAGAAAGGGCAAUCAGAUAAAAGUCUGCAGGCAGCUCCCUCACCUUUUGGGGAAUAAGAUGAGCUGAGCCGUGUCAGAGACCAAUUUUGUUUGCUGUUCUUCUGUUGUUUUCGUUAUUGUUGUUAGUUACUUGUUCAAGCAUUUAUGGAACUGAACUCUGCUCUCUGUUCAACUUUGGGACGAGAAUCAUGCUUUCUGUUUCCAGCAGAAGGUAGUACAACGUCCAACUUGAGUAAACAGAAUAUUUCCUGUUAGUUUCUCAGAAAGCGAGCCGUGGAUACGUAACAAUUACAUCAAGCCUGCCCCUUUUCACCACAACAGCUCAAACAGCCGGUGCUGAACUCUAGGCUGUCGAGUUCUUGGAACAGAGACUUCACAACAGAAGCAUGAAAAUGGAACCCACAAUUUCUUGAAACGACCAUCCGCACAACUCUGGCCUCGACUCUCUGCAUUUCGUCUAUCUAGGUGGAAAAGCAAACAGGCCACAUGUGGUAACUGUUCCUUUACAUCAACCCUUCCCUCUUCUGGCAAAUCCAACUUGCUACUUUCCCCUUCACCCAACGGUCAACUUACCUUCCACAGUAACACCAACCAUUUAACAACAAACAAAAACAAAAUAAAAACUUGAACGAGCCAACCAAAAGGCCAGCUUACAGAUAGAUUAUCUGUGAAGAGAAAACUAUUUCUAUUUCUCAAAGUGUGCAUCAUUGAAUCCUAUUCAUUCUUGAGAAUACCAAAACAGGGGCUCGUGAAUACAGAGAAGAAAUUAACUUCAUAAUCUCAUUCUUGCACAAAUUACAUCCUUACCUUCAACACCAUGAUGUUUAGAUUAAGAUUAGGACGACAGGAGCACGUGGGAGAUUGAUCAUCAGUUUGCUGUAUUAGAACACAGCUAAUGUGAAGUGAAUUCAGAUUUGACAAUGAUCGAAGCACCAUUAG
Messenger RNA from Linum tenue, 3859 nucleotides. Lineage: Eukaryota; Viridiplantae; Streptophyta; Magnoliopsida; Malpighiales; Linaceae. The record is from the annotation of a GenBank genome assembly.